AGGGCACGGAAUCCAAGUGAAGUAGAAGCCAUCUAGCCAGGUUUCACGAAGAUGUGCAGACGUGUUGGUUGGUUGUGAUCGUUGUUCUGGAGAAGUGCCCUGUGUGGUGAAGAAUUCGAAUAAACUGUGUUGCAAAACUGAAGAAUGAAAUUCGCGAUCGCGAGUAUAAUGGAUCUUGGUUGCGUGCGUGUGUUUGUGCGCGCAUAGAAGUGCGGCAGUGGCAGUGAACCUAGCAGAAGAACCUAGGUCCGAGGGCUGGUGAUCGGGACUUGAUCGCGUCUGAAAGUUCGGAACCUCUUAUGCGUUUCGCAGUGACAACUGAAAAGUACCGAUUGGUGGUUUAUUUGGGGGUUGUCGAAUCGACCGGCAAUUGAUUCACCUGGCAGUGACAUCGUGUGGGUGAUCGAGUGUUGUAGGUGCGCUGUGAAGGAAUGUGAAUCAUACGUCGGGGCCAGUCUGUGGAGAGGUGGACAAAUUUUGCAAUUCCAUCAUUUGGCCGGCACAGUUUAUUGUUGUUAAGGGGUUGUUUUUGUUCCACAUUCUGUUUUGCUAUAACAUAAAUACAAAACUAUACAUCGCAAGUGUCGAACACAGGUAUUUACGUACAUAUCGCUGGGGCGAAAGCCGGUGUAAAAAAAAGAAAAGAAAACAAAAUAAAGGAAACCCAUCGAACCAUCACCAAGAAUGUGCAGCAGGCAGCCAACCCAAGUUGUGACCAUAUGUGCACUGCAGUGAUUGCUUCGAAUUAGUCUCGAUCUAUUGGAAUAUUCAGCCGGGGUGUAAGGUGUUUUGUAAAUAUGCUUGCAUAUCGAUAAUUUGAGAGUGAACGUAGUGUGAACAGUGGCAGCAGCGAUCGUGCAUUUGAAGAGGUGUGAAGAUAUGCUCCAAACAGUUUGAUUGGAAGCUAUCCGGAUGGAUGAAUGUUUUCACUAAUUGGCUAAAUUGAGUGGCAAAGUGAAUGGUAUCGAUCGAGUGUGGCCAGCCGGAUUGUUUUGAAAACAUACAAACCAAGCGAGAAGAAUCCACAGUGGACUUACUCGUUGGAAGCGGAUUGGCGCCGUCAACCUUGCGGAACGAAAGUAUUGGUGUACAUUGUUGAACAAUCAACGCUUUUCGAAGAGCUUCGCGCGCUCGCGCAAUGAUGACUAAUACGGUGAGUGCGAUUACACCAAACGGCAUAGUCACCGUCUUCAUCGGAUCGUUUUAAUCAGCGCCACCACCAACAGCAGCAGCAGCACACAUCGAAACCGAUGUGACCAACGAAGAAAGCGCAACGCUUGCGUGUUUGUGGGGAAAAAUGCUCCCCUUUGUGCAAUCAACUCGAGAGUUCCCCCAGUGUGAAUAACGUGAUGCACUCAAAAAGAGUUUUUAAGGUUUUCUAAAAUCCCAAAGCAGCAAGAAACCGCGCUCGAAACCGAGGAAGCAUAAGUUCGCGAAUGUGUACAGUGUGUAAAGUGUUGGGGUGUUUAGGCAUUACUCGUUACGGGAAGAUAUCUCGGCAGAGCUUUAUACUAAACAAUGGAUCGGUUUAGUGUGAGCAACAACGGAUCGGGCAGUGCCGUUGCCGGUGGGACCCCCACUUCGGCCGCCCAACUCAACGUCAAUAGUGGUGCGAACAAUGCUACAAGCAUCGCCGCAUCGAGCAACAAUAACAGCAACAACAACAGUAACAACGCCAUCCCAACCGCAACAGUCGCCGUCGCCAAUAAUAGCCCCAUCAACAAUAACAGCAACAGCAAUAAUGGUGUGAAGCUGCGCCCUGAUCGCGGUAAUUCGUCCAUUGACUCGACGCUUUCAUCGGCAUCGGCGGCGGCGGCGGUCUCCGGAGUUGUUGCAUCCAGCUAUCGGAGAUCUUUUCACCACCGGCUAGGGCCGGGCAGUGCUAGUGCGACGUCCGAUUACAGCAUGUCCACGCUGGCCGAAUCGAUACAGGACGAACAGCAUCCGGGGUCGAACGGCAGCGGCAGCACCCAUGGCCCCUCGGGUCCCACGGCGAACCACAACACACCGGGACUGCCGGGGAUGCUGCCCAACAACAGCAACCUGACUCAAGCGGGCCUGGAGGAGUACAGCCGCUCGUACUACGAGCAAACCGUCCAGAUGUACCACCACCAGAAGCAGUCCUCCUAUGCCCAAUCCGAGGGCUACCACAGCUACGUGUCCAGUUCGGAUUCCAGCUCGACGCCGUUCCUCGAUCGAUUGCGUCAGGACAGCGAACUGCUCCUGUCGUCCCGGAACUGGUCCCAGCAGGACCUCCAGCAGCUGUCCUCGUCCAACAAUAGCAUCGCGGACAACAACAGCUCGGAGAGCACAUCCUCGACGGAGACGCUCAAGUGGUUGGGCUCGAUGAGCGACGUUUCGGAGGCGAGCCACGCCACCAGCAUGUCCGCCCUGUCCAGUGCCGGUUCCAGCUCGCAGCUGAUCGCGCACAGUUCACGCGUUCGGACACCCCAGCGUCACAAUUCGGAAAGCAUCCUGUUCAUGACCAGUGACGAACAACAACAACCGCAGCACCUGCUGCUGCAUCAGCAUCAGACCUUGCUCGGGGGCGGCAUCAAUAGUCAUCCGGUGUCGUCUUCGGUGUCGAUGGGAUCGCUGCUUCAGCACCAUCAUCAUCCUCACCACUUGAGCAACGGCAUUCAGCAGCAGCAGCAGCAACAAUCAAGUCCCACCAGUUCCAGCGCCGGAGGAUCUCCGGUGGGCGAAGAUCUCCGGUUUCAGCAUAGGACGGCGUCCAAUGCUUCGUUGGCCUCCUCGAAUGGGACGGGGAGUAGCGUCAGCAUUAGCAAUUCGGUCCGAUCUAGUCGUAGCAAUAAUCGGCUGUUUCCCAUCAGCACCUACACCGAGAUUCCUAGCAGCAACGGCGGCAGCGGCAACGCCCUCAAUAAUAGUAGUAUUAGCAAUAGUAAUAGCAGUAGUAGUAACAAUCAAACCAGUAGCCAGCCGGCUACUCCGAGUGGGAUGACGACUAGUCUGGCUGAUGGAUCCAAGCAACUCAGCCCGCACAAUUGGCAGUCGGUAGCCGAACGCAUCAAUGAGCUUGAAAAGCACCAACAGCAGAACCUGUCCAUGCUCAGCAACAGUGGAACCGGGAGCAGCAACAACGUCCACAUCAACCCUUCCAAAAAUCUAAGUCAACACCCGGCGGUGAGCGCUGCAUCAACAGCUGCUCAACCUAAACCGGUGCACCAAAAUCUCCCGAAGUAUACGUACUUUGAUCCGUCCAAAACGCACCGGGUUUCAAACCCAUCGCUAAAAGCGUUCCAGAAAAACGCUGUGAUAUCUUACUUCGAGCGACAGCAGGCCUACGCCCGCGAAAGCAACCACAACCUAUCCCGUCCGACGACGCUCAAUCUGAACCAACCGUCCGGAUCGCCACCCUCCCUGAAAUCGGCCUCGCAACGUUCCUCCAUAUCCAGUGCGUACUCAUCCUCUGGCAGUACCAUGGAUCUCACCCCGGCCUCGCAAUCCCCAAUCGUCGGAAACUAUCACCACCAUCCGAGUAUCGUCGUACAGCAGCAAUUGGACAAGAUCGCCGCCAAUAACCUCCGGAAUCAACUCGCCUCCGUCCAGACGAUGAAUCUCCUGAACAAAGUUCAGUCAUCAUCCCCUUCGCAGCCGUCUUCCGCCCAACUCAUUGAAUCACCUAUGAUCAGCAACGCCACGCUAAUUCUCGGCACCAACGGCGCCCCGAUCGAUCAGCAAACCCUGGACGAUCUUCAUCACUUGGAUGCUAAUGGAUCUCCGCCGCCCCCACCUCCGCGGUCGCGAUCGAUCGGAAUGCCCGGUCUCAACAGCAGUGCUGCCAUGUCAACGGCAGCAGCCACGCACGCAGCCCAUCUGGCCACGGUUCGAAGGACCUCCUCGGCAUCGGAGUACUCUUCCAUACGCGACAAAAUGGUGCAACAGCGGCAGCAAUUGUCCAAGGAUCUACUGGGACCGAUGAUUAUGGGACCGAUCAUCGCGCUUGACGACUGGGUCCCGGAACGACCUCCCAAAAACCCAAUGCUCCGAAUACCAAGCCCAGAGCUGCCACCACCUCCCCCAAUGAUGAGCCCAACCGAAGACGUUAUCCUACUAAACCAGGAUGAGCCCCUUCCGCCGCCUCCGCCGGAAAUUCUUCGUCACAUUCGUCAACUCAGUGACUCUGGAGAACCCAAAUCGCAAACUGCUAGCCGACGCAACAGUUUCGCUGGCCAAACCAACAAAAAGUCUCUCUACCGAGCUUCCACUGUCGAAAACCUAUCCCCGCCUCCUCCGGGAGCCCCUCCACCUCAAUCCCAAAUAACCCAAUUGAUCAUCCCACCCGCCGUUCCCAAAAAGCCCCAAUCCAUGGAACCGCAGGUCAUCUACCGAAGGCCCUCGUCCAGCAUGGCCAAAUCCCAACCACCUCCCCUAUCCAACACCCUACAUCAAGCGCACCGAGUCGUGCUGAACGGCAAACCGGAUCAGAGGCACUCGCUCCCGAUGCCACUCCAAUCAUCCCCGCAACUGCUCCAUCAACCCCAAUUCGUUCCCCGGCAGUCGGACUCGCGAGUUUCCAUGCGCAAGCGCUCGCACAAUUCCCAGCAAAUUCCGGUGGCGGAGUAUCUGCUAAAAGCGGCCGCUGCCGUGGCCGUGGCGCACCAUCAAAAUCAGAACAAUGGUGGCCCUAUGGUUCCUGGCUCGCCCGGUUCCGGUCCCACCGGCGGACUCGGUGGCAUCAACAAUCAUAAAGGUGCACUGGCAAUGACAACGCCGCCACCACCGCUGAAACCGCGGUUGUCGCUGCAGAUGCAGCCGCAACAGCAACCACAGCACCCAUUAUCGCCGCUCCAGGAUCUUCAGAAUGGACCGCUGUUCUCCAUGGGCAGUAAAAGUUGCACCGGACGAGAGCAGUACGACUAUCAGGUCACCGAUCAUAACAACAACAGAACGGCGAGAACUCCCUUCGCCAGCCGACGACAUGCUUACCCCUUGUACCACAGCGGCAGCAGCAACAGCACCACCAGCAGCAGCAGUAGCCGCCACCCCCAGGGUCUCGAGAUGGACGUCAGCGACGAUGACGAGAAUGGUGACUCGUUUCUUUUGGACUGCCGCCGUCGGCCCGUUGUGAUGGGCAGUUCUAGUUCCAUCUCAAAUUCCCCCUCGUCCAGUAGCGGCAGCAGUGGCGGAGGAAGCCGCAGCGGUUGGUUGGAGUACUUCAGCACCAGUAGGUGGCAUCUGCCGCCACCGGUCCGGAAGACGCUCUCGUUGAUGAGCAAUUCGAAGGCUUCGUAUCUACCGCGGCAGCCACGCGAUAAGCUGCACUCGGACCCCGACCAUGGUAGCUACAAACUGACGUUGACCUCCAACGAGGACAGUAUCAACCAUAACGACGUCUUCACGGAGGAUAUCAUAUCACCUUCGCCCAAGUGCAAUUUGCCGGACGUGUUGCCCCCCGGAGUCAAAUACUCGCUGUACUCGAACAAUAACAACAACACCAUCAACAGCAACAACAACAACAACAGCAGCAGCCCAACGGGAGCCAAUGGAAAGCAGUCGAUCGGUGUUGCUGGAGGAAAAUCACCGAAAUCGAUUUCCCACAGUGCGCCGAUAAUCUCGACCAAUAGUUUGAAAUCGAUGUUCAAUUUCACGCCCCAGCAGACGCAGCAAAAUCAGGUCACACCUCCAAGCGCUUCCUCGCCGGUGACUCCAUCGCCACCUCCGGCUUACACGCCAUCAGGGAGCCCCACCAAUCAAGCUAUCAGCCCCAAAUACACGUCCCAAUCGACUUUCGAUCUGAAAAAGACGCAAAUUCUCGACACCAAGUAUCUGAACCAGGCCCAGAUCGGGCUGCCUUCGCCAGCUACCGUGCCGUGCAAUGAAUCGGUCAAUAAUACCAAUUAUCUCAAUCAUCCGGCCGUCGGUGGCUGCGGCCAGCAAACUGUAAAUAAUUGUAUCGAAAAUUCAGAAAUAUCCGACUGCUUCGAAACGAGCAUCACGAGCACUGGUACGAUCACCGUUGCUGAGCCUGCGCCAGUGGAAGCGAACCAAAACGGAGGCACCAACACCACCACCAGCACCAAACUCGAUGCGUUUUCGGCCCCGGAGGCCGAAGAAGAUUCGUCGAUCAGCAGUAGCAACAACACCUCGAUCUGUGCGGAAGCAAACCAAUCCUCGGUAGUUGAUUCGAUCGCGGAAGAGCCAAUCCCCACCGUCGCGCUAGAACGUGUCACCAAGGAAAUCAACCUCGAUCCGGUCGUCGUCGUCGAAUCUCCCGUCCCGACCAAAGUCGUCCAACGGACGGAAAUUGUCCUUCGGGUGGGCGCCCCCACGUCGGAAGCAUCCUCGCAAACCGAUGACGAACCCACUGAAUCAUCGGUGGCAUUGAUCGUGCCACGAUCAUCCUCCACGACCUCUGCGCCUAGCAACGGUAGUAACUCAUCGAUCACACACGGUAUCGCCGAACUGGUGCUAGAUCAGCACGGCGGGGGCGGAAUAACGAGCAGCAGCACCAGCAAGCAUUCGGUGGGCACCUCGACGGGCCCUUCGCCACCCGGUACGCCGACCGCCGCCAAAGCUCCCGGGAGCUUCUUCAGCAAGGCGUGUACCGCAGCGCCUCGGAAGGUGCACCCGGAGGAAAUCGACUGUGAUAAGUUGUCGCACGAUCUGAUCAGUCAGCUGUCGCCCUCGGACAAGCUGCACACCAUACUGGCUCCCAAAACCUUCAAAUCGUCCUCCGAUUAUGUUUCUGACCUGUUCAACAUUCAAAUAGCGCCCCGACCGAUGAAGAAGGAUGCCUCGACGACGACGCCGGAAGUCAGUCCACAGAAAAGUCCACUGGAUAUUCUGACCACCAGUUCGACGUACUUCCAAGUGUCGGAGCCCAAGGCCAAGCUGAUGACGCGCUACAGCCGCGAGAUGACGCUAAUCAAUGGCGAUUGCUGUGAUCUGACCAAGAAGAAGGAGGAGCUCGUCCAACGUCUUGGCAAAAAGUUACUAGUCCUGUCGAAUGAGCAAACGAGUAUCGCCGAGGAGAGCAACGCCAACGAUCUGCUCGGCAACGAUGUCGCUCUCAAGGUGGCCCAAAAGGUGCGCCCCAGCGAUGCGUCCAAGUUCCGUUCCUACGUUGACGACGUCGGCUACAUCACCAUGCUGCUGUUGUCCCUAUCCGGACGGCUAGCUCGGACCGACAACGCCCUGCACUGCAUCGUCGAUGAGUCCCAUCCGGACAAGAAAAUCCUCGAAGCCAAACGGGAUCGGUUGCUGGAGCAGUUGGAUGAAGCCAAGCAGCUCAAGGACGACAUCGACCGGCGAGGGGCGAUCAUAUCCAAGAUCUUGGAAAAGGCGCUCACCAUCGAGGAGUACGCCGACUACGACUACUUCAUCAACAUGAAGGCCAAGCUGAUCGUGGACUCGCGGGAGAUUGCGGACAAGAUCAAGCUGGGCGAGGAGCAGUUGGCCGCCCUCAAGGACACCCUGGUGCAAAGCGAAUGUUGACCGUUCGGUUACGGCCCCGCAAUGUGUAAAUAUAAGCGUUGUUACUCUUAAAGUCGUUCGUUUCGCCAAGGCGCUCUGAUAGAUUUAGACCAGUGUAGAAUGUGAAAUUUGUAUUUUCUAAUAAUUAGGGAUAGCGAGUUGACUCUUUCGAGAGGUAAAACAUUAUUCGAUCGGCUGUUGAGUAGAGUUAGAAUUAAGACGAGGGUCGCUGCAGUUAGAGCGACUCUCCCAAAAGAAAACUGUAAAUUUUCUGUAAAUUAUGACAAUUUAUUUUAUUUUCUGUAUCUAUAGUUUAGAUCGUUUUUUGUUCGUUUAAAUAAGUGUCUUUCGUGAAUCGUUUGGAAACAAAAUCAAAGAACCCUAACCGAUCAAUUUUUAGGCCAAAAAGAAUCUAACAAGUGCGGAAUUAUACGUAGUUCGUAAUUUGCAGACCCAGACUGCUAUAAGAAAUGUUACAAAUUUGCAAUUACCCUUUCCUUAAUUUUAAUAACUGUUUCAAAGAACUAAUAAUAACUGUGUGAUAAGGCAGAAAGUUCUUGCAUUUCAAUGAAUGAUGUUGAAAUUCAAAGAGUUUUUUAGUGCACCUCAUUGAUUUUCUUGAUCAGCGUGAUUAAUUUCAAUUUUGCACCACUUUCCUGAAACAAUUCUCAGAUUUUCUUCUAUUUCAUUCUUUUAGUUUCGUUUUGUGUGCAGUGCCUUAUUACGUUCAAUCUCCAUUAAUCAUGUAUUUAAAACAUUUUUCACCUUAAACCAAAUGUUUAAAAUUUGGUUGACGGGUGUGUAGAAUAGUGUUUGUAAUUUUUCAAACUUAUAUAAUCAAUUUAUCUUUUCAAGCCCUCUGUCCCCAAAACUUAUAUUCAGAAUACAGAAUACUUUUUUGUUUAAAAUAGCAAUCAAAUCGUAAGUCAAUCCGUCGAUUAGUCCUAUUACAACAGAUAAUUGUUUAUAAAAAGCAAAACUAGGUGCUUAAAUGAUUUACUUAACAAAUAUCCAAUAUUAAAAAACUAACGAACUAAUCAUAUUUUACCCAAACUAGGCAAAGGUGGGAAACUUUUCGUUCCUCCUUCUCGCAUAGAAAGCCGACUAUUAUAUCCACAGCCCGACAACAAGUGUUUAUUGACUUUAGUUUCCUUGUCGUUUAGCGCUUAGACAUCUAUGUAUAGUUUUUUUUAUAAAGUAGGAAUUUUCUCAAAUGUUUGCAUUCACCUCGGCAGAGUUGAGGGAUAUAUUAAAAAAAACUAUUGUGAUUUUAUGGCGAAUUUUAUUACAGUGUAUCUCCUUAAAUUUAUCGCAUAAUAAGAACAGUGUAAUACCUUCUGUUUCCUUCUGUCCGGUCUAUUGUGUGCAAAUAAUCAAUUCACGAAGCAACUAGAUUCUUCCACGAUUAUAUCUAACAUAAGUUCACGACGUUCUCAGUGUCGAAGAAAUAAAAAUUCGCUUGAAAUUUAAAA
This is a messenger RNA of Armigeres subalbatus, 8912 nucleotides long. RefSeq names its product protein Shroom. Lineage: Eukaryota; Metazoa; Arthropoda; Insecta; Diptera; Culicidae. Bases 1519 to 7461 code for a protein of 1980 amino acids. Gene Ontology annotation, cellular component: adherens junction; cortical actin cytoskeleton; apical plasma membrane. The transcript has 14 exons. Gene Ontology annotation, molecular function: actin filament binding. The record is from RefSeq and is a predicted model, not a curated record. Gene Ontology annotation, biological process: cell morphogenesis; actin filament organization.